AUGAUCACUGCGUUUGUAGAGCGGGAUCAGCGGGAGUGGGACGUCCACAUUAACGAGUUUAGAUUCGCGUACAAUUCCGCCCACCAUACGUCCUUGCAAACUACCCCCGCCUUUCUUAACUACGGCCGAGAACCGCUACCGGUCGGUUUACAUCGCGAAAAGGAUGUCGGUGUCGAGAUAGAGGAGGCGAACCCCGCUGAGUGGCGCGAACAUAUGGGAAAGAUGGGCGCGUUACGUGAGUGGAUCGCUGAAAACUUGGAAGCCGCGCAAGAGCGGCAAUCUAAGUACUAUAAUCGGCACAGGCGCGAAGUCACAUUUAACGUAGGCGAACAGGUACUGAAGAGGUACCACGUGCUAUCGGUAGGCGCACAGCACUUCUUAGCAAAACUAGCCAAAAAGUUUCAUGGCCUGUUCAUCAUCCGAAGAAUUCUCUCACCAGCAGUCUACGAGUUGGCCGAUCUAACAAGUGGAAUCGUUGGCAAGGUCCAUGUCAAGGAUCUUAAACAGUACCAUGAGCCUUUGGAUGCCUAG
Solenopsis invicta (red fire ant) is the source of this 531-nucleotide messenger RNA. RefSeq lists its product as uncharacterized. NCBI's taxonomy places the organism in Eukaryota, Metazoa, Arthropoda, Insecta, Hymenoptera, Formicidae. Bases 1 to 531 code for a protein of 176 amino acids. The record is from RefSeq and is a predicted model, not a curated record. Gene Ontology annotation, molecular function: nucleic acid binding. The transcript has a single exon.